Molecule: messenger RNA, 843 nt
Organism: Enhydra lutris kenyoni (northern sea otter)
Lineage: Eukaryota; Metazoa; Chordata; Mammalia; Carnivora; Mustelidae
Product: intercellular adhesion molecule 4 (Landsteiner-Wiener blood group)
Exons: 3
Coding region: 1-843 (280 amino acids)
Biological process (GO): cell-cell adhesion
Cellular component (GO): membrane
Molecular function (GO): integrin binding
Source: RefSeq, a predicted model, not a curated record
AUGGGGUCUCUGCUCCCCCUCUCGCUGCUGCUUUUGCUGGCGGCCGCCUAUCCGGGAGGCGGAAGGGCGCACCCGCGCCGGAGAGCGCGGGUGCAGGGCCCGGGAGGAAGCUCCCCGGCGCCCUCGGAGACCCCAACUAGGUUCUGGGUGCGCCUAAGGCCGGAGUUCAAGGAGGUGCAGCCGGGGGGCUCCGUGUGGCUCAACUGCAGCACUAGCUGCCCCCUGCCGGAGUACUCCAGCCUCAGCACUCAGCUGCCGCGGGGCCAAACGCACAGUGGGCCCGGCUGGGUAUCCUACCAGCUGUUGGACGUGAGAGCCUGGAGCUCCGAGGUGCGCUGCUUCGUCACCUGCGCAGGAGAAACACGGUGGGCCACGGCCAAGAUCACCGCCUACAAGCGGCCGCGAAGCGUGAUCCUGGAGCCUCCGCUCUUGGUGGGCAGCGAGUACACUCUGCGCUGCCACGUGACGCACGUGUUCCCCGUGGGCUUCCUGGUGGUGACUCUGAGGCGCGGCGGCCGGGUCAUCUACUCUGAGAACCUGAGGCGCUACAACGGCUCUGAUCUGGCCAACGUGACGCUGACUUACACGGCGCCCGCCAGGCUCCGCGACUUCUGGAAACCGGUGACCUGCCACGCACGCCUCAAUCUUGAUGGCCUGGUGGUCCGCAGCAGCUCGGCACCCAUAACGCUGAGUGGCCUCGCUUGGCGCCCCGCGUCCAAAGCCCUGGCCUCCAGCUCCAUCGCGGCCCUUGUGGGGAUCCUUCUCGUCGUGGGGGCCGUCUACCUGCGACACUGGCCAUUGGUGCACAACCAGAGUAAAGAGAACAGGGUCUCUGCCGGCUGA